AUGAAGUCUUCACUACUGCCGAGUUUGUUUGCUUGGCUUGCUCUGUGGGCUAGUCGAGCUGCCCCAAGCUCGGCCGGCGAGCCAGGGCAAAAGUCGAAACGACAGGAAAGGCUGGAGAUUCGUAACCUUUCGAGGUUAUCUGGGGUUUCUGCCGUGGUCGCUGGCGACUACAUGUAUGUCGACGGUGGAGCUUUGAUCCUGGUAGACGAUGGUGGCAAGUAUGAGAAGCAAGCGGCCUCCGAGAUGUUGGCGAUUCCCAUCACCAAUUCGUGGACAAAUCGAACCGUGCAGUAUUGGACCGUGGACAAAGAAGCGCCACGGAACAACUUCCAGUACUUCUUUGCCAACAGCACCGGGAAAGGACUGUACGCUUGGGGAGGAGAGGCAACGACGGGGCAAGUGAACGACACCAGCCGACACCUAUGGAAAUUCGAACCCGACAACUUCGGUGGCGGUGAAUGGCACGUCUCGGAACCGGCCGACAGCGAGGAAUUCAGGGAGGUCAACCGGAACGUCGGCGGCGGCUCGGUGUCUUGCGGGAACAACGCAUUCAUUCUCGGCGGUUACGCCAACAACCGGACCGAUUUUCACGUCGAAAGUGAGACCAAGAUACCGACGCCGGGUUUGGUGACCUAUAAUAUGGACUCGAGGCGGUGGACGAACGAAUCGGCAGCAGCGUUCAACUCACUAGGCACCUACUACCGAGGCAGCGCGCUAUGUCUCCCUGAGCACUCGGACGAUGGGUUGGUCAUGUUUCUCAGUGGAGAGAUGGGUGGAGUGGACCUUUACCGAGAACCCCCGGAGCAUUUCCUUUCGUUCGACAACAUUACGUUGUACGAUCCGUCAACCAAGCAGUGGUUCUGGCAGGAGACGAGGGGUUCGUCACCGUCGAGGAGAAGUCGAUUCUGUGCUGUGUCGGCCAAGAGCCCAGAGGGCACAACAGAGAUAUUUGUGUACGGUGGCGUGAACAGCCGUCUAUCCACAGCAUACGACGAACUCUACGUCCUCACAAUACCUGGAUUUCAAUGGUUCCGGGCAGAUUAUGCCGCCUUCAAUCCCCGUGCGGACCAUGCUUGUGUCUUGGCCGGAAACAGGCAGAUGAUAGUGGUGGGAGGCAUGAAUGAAGGGAUAUCCGAGGAAGCCAGCAAGUUUGAGGACCAGGACCCCUGGGUGAACGGCCUCGGGGUGUUUGACGUUACCGAUUUACAGUGGAAGGACCAUUACGAUGCUGGGGCGGAGAGAUACCAGUCUCCGGCCGUGGUGAGGGAUUGGUACAGUGACGGGCAUCAGAACUCGGUUGAGUGGUCGAGCCCUGAAGUGCGGGCGAUGUUUUUGGGUGAUAAUGCAGACGAUAUGGGCAAUGACGACAGUGAUACCGGUGACGAUGAUAAUGAGGACAUAUCUGGUGGUAACAGCAACGCCCCGGGCCCGAACAGCGCCCUCGUCGGUGGCAUCACUGGAGGAGUGGUCGCCGGCGUGAUCUUGGUCUCCGUUGCCGUAGUGCUCGUCUUCCUCCGUCGGCGACGACGUAUGCAACGUCGGCAAGCGGGAUUCUCGUCCUCAGGCCUCCUGUCUCCAGCGGAAGGGGGGCAGUCGGCCAGGGGGAUGUCGUCCACCCCGUUCGGCCCCCAGCCGGCUCCUGCCUACCACGAGAUUCCCCGUCCGGCGCACCAGCGCAACUCGAUCGCGCCCACACCCGUCGACAUGUACGGACCCACAACUACUCUCACGGGCCAUCCGAGGUGGGAUUCGUCUUCGACGCAUUCUGACGGCACGACCGAAUCUGCCACACAUCCGUUCGCGCCACCUUUCGCGCCACCUACCGAGCUGCAUAGCGAAUCGCGAAUGGAGCUAGAAGCACACCAUGUGCAUGAGCUGGAGGCGCCCAUACCGAAGGAUAGCAGGGAGGCCCUGAGGUGAAGCCACGUUGUCGUUUUCUCGAGGGGACGCCGUUGCUAGAUCGGGCUUGAUUCUUCUCGUCCAUAUUUAUACCCAAAAAGAAAAGAAAAGAAAAAGGAAGAAAAAAAGCAAGCGAUUGAUUAGUUACCCAUUCCGCAAGCGCAAACCAUUACAUACCGCACCUCUUCGUAUAUACAAACCAAGAGCCUCUCAUUGGGCCUUGUUAUCUAGUUCUAUGACACCACCUUGUCCCAUCGACUGGGAGACUACAGAGGGCGGCCUCGAAAACUGUUCCUACGAUACCGCCGAAUAACAAGCCGGCC
Sodiomyces alkalinus F11 is the source of this 2222-nucleotide messenger RNA. RefSeq lists its product as hypothetical. Gene Ontology annotation, molecular function: protein binding. Bases 1 to 1920 code for a protein of 639 amino acids. The transcript is spliced from 6 exons. The record is from RefSeq and is a predicted model, not a curated record. Lineage: Eukaryota; Fungi; Ascomycota; Sordariomycetes; Glomerellales; Plectosphaerellaceae.